AUGCACACGUCAGAUCCCCCUGUUUCUUCAAACUGGGACUUUACUCCAGUGCAUGACCUACUACGGUCGCCCAUCGAGGGCUGCACUGCGAGACCUAGUCGCCACAAUGAAGCUACAAUCCCUUUGAUUGGUGAACAAGCCAACGAUGACCCCCGCUACACCACUGAUGGUAGGCGCAUGGAUUUUAUCCCUCAACGAAGUAACCCGAAACUUGGUGACUUUGGUUCUCUUUGGGAGCUAUUCAACGGAAGCCCUGCUCCCGCGAGCGUCACACCAACAGUAGAGACUACAAAUACCACCAAGUCUGAGCUUGAAAAGGCUCAGUCCUCGCUUCAAGUAUUGCCCUCUAACUCAGCGGAAGGGUUUGCCGAAAAGGGCUCAUUCUCUGGCCUAUAUGGGAUUGAAACAUCCGUUUCCGCCUCAUUCAACACCUCUCGCAUCAUCAAUGAGCCAAUUCCUCAGGUCCGCAAGGAUACCAGCACUGGCUACUUCUCCCAUUCUUCUUGUUCAAAUGUGCACGCUAGAGAUAUUCCUAUCGACUUUGAGGGUCAAUCGUUCACUAUUCUGAAACGGACCUCAGACCAUGAGCCUUCUGGAACGAGUGACAAUGUGAAAUUUGGUGUUCGUGGUCCACAAAGCCCUCCUGUGACGAUUCUUAAACCUAGGCUUGGUGAUCCAAGUGAUACUCCCAUAAAAUCCAAGCCUCGGUCUCGCAGGAAAAAUCUCCGAAAGAGCACGCGCAAUCAUCCAAUUACUUCUGAAGAAAGCGCCGGGCUAGACUCGGACACGAGUAUCGUGUUUGAUCAUCACAUUUCCGAGAAACCCGUGGCUAUUUCAUUUGUCCCAUCUCAAGUCCAUGUGCCUGGAACGAAGACUCACCCUUAUGAUACCCCGCCAUCGUCGUUUGACGAUACUGACUGGAUACUGAAUGCCAACGCCAUCCGAGAAUUUGCUUCUGGCGGUACCCAUGUGCGGUCUACCCUACACCAAUCGGCCGCGGACCGAAGAGUUACCUUGAUGACCAGACUCCUCGGCCACUUCCCUGCGUACGCCAAAAUUGUGUCUCAAGUGGGGCUAGCUUUAGAUCAUCCCCCCGAUGAUAGUAUUGGCUCACGUCCUAUCCAUGUCUUUGUUGACAUGUCAAAUAUCAUGGUCGGAUUUCACGAUUCGGUGAAAACCUCACGAAAUAUUCCUCUCUCAACCCGCAUUCGUCGUGUCCAUAUGUCCUUCGCUAAUCUCGCAUUAAUCAUGGAACGCGGCCGCCGAGCCGCCAAGAGAGUCUUGGUCGGCUCAGAUCGUCUUCCCUCCGUCGAUGAAGCCGAGAGGCUAGGUUACGAAGUUAAUAUCCUUGAACGUGUGCACAAGGUGAAGACCGUCACACCCCGUCACAAUAGCAAGUCUAGGAAAAAUUAUGGCUACAAUUCUCAGGGGGUAUCUAGCGGUCCUGAAACGGUCGCCGCCUCUGAGGAGCGAUGGGUUGAGCAAGGUGUGGACGAAAUUCUGCACCUGAAGAUCCUGGAGAGCCUUUUGGAUACAGAGAAAGCUGCGACGAUUGUUUUGGCGACGGGGGAUGCGGCAGUGGCCGAGUUCUCCGAUGGAUUCAUGAGGAUGGUCGAGCGCGCGCUCCAGCGCGGCUGGAAUGUUGAACUUGUGAGUUUCUCGCAGGGCACUAGCUAUGCAUACCGGAAGAAGGAAUUUCGGACUCAGUGGGGAGCCUGCUUCAAGCUGGUCGAGCUGGACCGGUACGUGGAGGAACUGUUUGAGUAA
Molecule: messenger RNA, 1767 nt
Organism: Penicillium coprophilum
Lineage: Eukaryota; Fungi; Ascomycota; Eurotiomycetes; Eurotiales; Aspergillaceae
Product: NYN domain-containing protein
Exons: 2
Coding region: 1-1767 (588 amino acids)
Biological process (GO): protein import into nucleus
Cellular component (GO): nucleus
Molecular function (GO): guanyl-nucleotide exchange factor activity; small GTPase binding
Source: RefSeq, a predicted model, not a curated record